This is a messenger RNA of Paraglomus occultum, 369 nucleotides long. Lineage: Eukaryota; Fungi; Glomeromycota; Glomeromycetes; Paraglomerales; Paraglomeraceae. The record is from the annotation of a GenBank genome assembly.
AUGUUUCAUCUUUCGCCCCAUCCUACAAUAACAUCCUCAUCACAUUACCCGAACCAUUACUCUUCGACAUCCAUCAUCUCCACGCCAUUAUCGUCGUCAUUACCCGCUUACUCAUCCUCGCCUCUCUCCGUUUCUAUUCAACAUCCAUCGAGCACGUCUGGAUAUCUGCAAACAAACUCUCGAUUCUGGGAAUUCUACAUCGAUGGGUUAGUCACAUACGUGCGCUACGGCAAUGUUAACGGAUUAAAAUACAAGGAACGUGCCACACAGAUACAAGUUCAUGCUACUGUUGAAGAUGCGAAUGCGUUUAUUAAAAAGUUAAUCGCUGAAAAACUGAAGAACGGAUUCGAGGGCUGGAUUAAUCGGUGA